Molecule: messenger RNA, 1056 nt
Organism: Panicum hallii
Lineage: Eukaryota; Viridiplantae; Streptophyta; Magnoliopsida; Poales; Poaceae
Product: transcription factor MYC3-like
Exons: 1
Coding region: 1-750 (249 amino acids)
Biological process (GO): regulation of DNA-templated transcription
Cellular component (GO): nucleus
Molecular function (GO): DNA-binding transcription factor activity; protein dimerization activity; transcription cis-regulatory region binding
Source: RefSeq, a predicted model, not a curated record
AUGGAUGAGCUGGUCUGCGCUGCCUCCUCCGGCAGCUCUCCCUCCCCGGCCUCUUUCUUCUCCGCCACCGGCCAGCACCAGGAGCACGAGUUCGUGCCCUGUGAUGUCCUGGAGGGAUGGCUGGAGGACGACGACUGGAUGGAUGGCCCCCGGGACGGCGGCGACGAGGGCUCUCGCUCGCCGGGCAACGACCUGCUGUCCGGCGAACCGCCGGCACCUGCGCCAAAGAGGCGGGGCCGGAAACUAGGGCCCCGGUCCAACGGCCCCGCCCUUACCCACGUGGAGAAGGAGCGGCAGCGGCGGGACAAGCUGAACCGCCUCUUCUGCGAGCUCCGGGGCGCGGUGCCUAACGUGUCCCGGAUGGACAAGGCGUCCCUCCUCGCCGACGCGGCCACCUACAUCACCCAGCUGCGCGGCCGUGUUAAGCAGCUCGAGUCCGAGAACGGGCUUGCCGCAGCGGCCGCCCCAGUGGCGGCCCCCUACUCGGUCGGCGUCCAGGAGAAUCUGGAGGUGCGGAUGGUCGGGAGGGAGGCGGCGGCGCUGCGCCUGACGACCGCGGCGCGCCACGCGCCCGCGCGCUUCAUGCUCGCGCUCCACGCGCUGGAUCUGCCGGUGCAGCACGCGUGCGUGUGCCUCGUCGGCGGCAUGACCGUGCAGGACGCCGUUGUGGACGUGCCCGCCGCCGCGCUGCGGGACGAGCGCGCCCUCCGCGCAGCACUGUUAUACCGGCUGCAGCAGACCGGCUAUUAGCCUCGUGGGCCGGCAGGUUUGCGCUGAUCGAUCUGCUCCGAUUCAAGCACCCCUACUCGUGAUUCAUGGCCGGCUUGACAUAAUAAUCUGGCACCAAAUCAAGCUAGCUGCAUCGUUCUUGUAGAUCUAUUGUGAUGUUGCUGUCCGUGUUUGCAUUGCACAUGCAUAUAGUAGUGCGAUGCUUAGUGUGUUUAAAUUUUUGGUGGUGGCGGGCGCAUCGACUCAAAAAGGAAUGAUGGCUAGAAUUUAGGGCUUGUUUCAGGCAGGAGAGGGGUUUAAUUAGAUUGUGUAUGUGCUAUUAUUGGA